Molecule: messenger RNA, 2533 nt
Organism: Chara braunii
Lineage: Eukaryota; Viridiplantae; Streptophyta; Charophyceae; Charales; Characeae
Source: the annotation of a GenBank genome assembly
UGGCGACAUAUCGUCUUCAAGUGGUGCUUCACGGGAAUCGACGAGCGAGUUCAACAUAGAGGUAUUGGACCCGCUCACGUCUGAGGACUUCGCAUGGCUUCCUCUCCCGACCACGGGCCGCUUGCCGGGACCGCAAUGCGCGACACUAUGCGCUCAUCUCCACACUUACUUAUCCUUCUAUGCACCACCAACUUCGCCGACGGAAGACGAAGUUGCGGUGGGGGACAUCCUUGCGUAUGCUACCAAGGUGGCCCGCGAGUUUCGCACGCAGCGGUACGAUGACAACAAUGCACCGCUCACGUAUGUCCGCAUCCAGGUUGGGCAAGCGUCCUGCAACGCUUUGCUGGAUAGCGGCGCGUCUCGCAAUUUCAUGAGCCAAUCCUUUAUGCAAAGGGCUGGCCUUGGCACACAAAUUCGGAGGAAGGCAGACCCGACGACGAUCAAGUUGGCGGAUGGGAAAACGCAGCAACUUCUCGACCGUUACAUCGAGGCCGUACCGGUCUACUUYGCACCUCAUGCAUGCGAACCGGUGACAUUCGAUAUUCUCGACACGGACUUCGACAUCAUUCUGGGAAUGCCUUGGCUUGCAAGUGCGGAUCACACGGUCAACUUCCAYCGACGGACUCUUAGCGUUCGCAACGCCUUCGGCGCGGAAGUGGCGUGUACUAUUCCUCUACCGCACCCUUCGAUUCGGUGCCAAGUGGUGACGGCGAAAUCAUUCAUGGCGACUUGCGCUUACGAGCAGCCCGAUGAGAUCGGCCUAUGUUUCCUAUGGACCGUCGCAGUAGCCGACGACUCACCCACGGACUUGUCUUCGGACCCCCGGGUGGUGCGGUUGCUGGACGAGUUCGCCGACAUCUUCGAGUCACCUACCGGUGUGGUGCCGGAUCGGCCGAUCUCUCACGAGAUCAUUCUUCAGGCCUUUGUCAUGCCGCCGAAAGGUUGCAUUUAUCGCAUGAGCGAGGAGGAGCUUGAGGUCCUCCGCGCACAACUCGACGAUUUGUUGGCUAAGGGUUGGAUCCGCCCUACCAGCUCCCCAUAUGGAGCACCGGUUCUUUUCGUCCGGAAGAAGAACAAGGAUCUACGAUUGUGUAUCGACUACCGCAAGCUCAACGCGCAAACCGUCAAGAAUGUGGGGCCUCUUCCUCGCAUCGACGAUCUUCUUGAGCGACUGGGCGACGCAAAGUAUUUUUCUAAGUUGGAUUUGAAAUCGGGAUAUCAUCAAAUCUCGAUCCGGCCGAACGAUCGCUACAAGUCUGCGUUCAAGACGCAGUACGGGCAUUUUGAGUGGGUGGUCAUGCCUUUUGGCCUCACCAACGCCCCGACGACCUUUCAAGCGGAAAUGACCAAUGAGUUCCAUGCAAUGUUGGACCGGUUCGUGUUGGUCUACUUAGACGAUAUUCUCGUUUAUAGCCGGUCAUUGGAGGAUCAUUUUGGACAUCUUCGACGAGUGUUGGAGACGCUCCGCCGCGCCAAGUACAAGGCCAACCACGACAAGUGCGAAUUUGUCCGGCAAGAGCUGGAAUACUUGGGCCAUUUUGUCACACCGGAGGGCAUCAGUCCGCUAUCGGACAAGAUUCAAGCCAUCCAAGAGUGGCCGGAGCCUCGGAACAUCACGGAUGUCCGCUCGUUCCUCGGUCUUACCGGCUACUAUCAGCGCUUCAUCAAAGGCUACUCCAAGAUCGCGGCCCACUUGAACAAGCUUCAAUGCGAGGAUCGGCCGUUUGACUUCGGAGAGGAGGCGCGGGAAUCAUUUUUGGCUCUCAAAGCCGCGCUAUUAUCUGUGGAGGUCUUGCGGAUAUACGGCCCGUUUUUGCCUACGCGUGUCACCACGGAUGCGUCAGGCUAUGGCAUUGGUGCAGUCCUUGAGCAACAUGAUGGUGUGGACUGGCACCCGGUCGAGUAUUUCAGCAAGAAAGUGCCCGUCGUGCAUUCCAUUGACGAUGCACGCAAGAAGGAGCUCCUCGCCUUCGUCCACGCGCUCAAGUGGUGGUGGCACUUCCUCCUUGGUCGAAGCCAAUUUCGAUGGGUAGCGGACAACAAUCCGUUGGUCUUCUAUAAGACCCAAGACACUGUCAACAGCACCAUCGCUCGAUGGAUGGCUUUCAUCGACCGGUUCGACUUCUUUCCCGAUCACAUUCCCGGGAAGUCGAACCGUUUUGCGGAUGCUCUUUCACGGCGUCCGGAUCAUUGUACCGCGGUCUACUCAACCUUUGAGAUCGACGAUGCCUUGCGGAACAGCUUCAUCCGCGGCUACCAAGCCGACCCCGAGUUUCGCGACAAGUACGCGAAUUGCUCCUCUCCUAAUCCGGCGCCUUCUCACUACCGGAUCCAAGAGGGGUACUUGCUUGUCCACACGCGGGGGAAGGACCUUCUUUGCGUACCGAGUGAUCCUCACUUGCGUACAGGGCUUCUUAGCGAGUUCCACGACGCUCCCGCCACUGGACAUUUUGGCGUCAAUCGCACGAUUGGCCGACUCCACGAGCGAUUUUGAUGGCCCGGCCUUCUCGGCGACGUCACAUGCUAUUGCGAG